CUUGCAAAUCUCGCGAUGGAGGGAGGAGGAGGUAUACCCCUAGAAACACUUACAGAAGAAAGUCAGUCAAGACAUGUUCUACCUGCAAGUUUUGAAGCCAACAGUUUGCAGAAAAGCAACUGGGGGUUCUUUCUUACUGGGCUUGUGGGUGGGACCCUGGUGGCCGUGUAUGCUGUAGCCACACCGUUUAUAACGCCAGCCCUUCGAAAAGUCUGUUUGCCGUUUGUACCUGCAACUACGAAGCAGAUUGAAAAUGUUGUGAAAAUGUUGCGAUGCAGAAGAGGAUCCCUUGUAGACAUCGGUAGUGGCGACGGACGCAUUGUCAUAGCAGCUGCGAAGGAAGGGUUCACAGCAGUUGGUUAUGAAUUAAACCCAUGGCUAGUUUGGUACUCCAGAUACCGUGCUUGGCGAGAAGGUUACUUUUUCGCAGUACUCGAACGUUGUUAUUUUCGGUGUGCCUCAGAUGAUGCUGCAGUUGGAGAAGAAACUUGAACUUGAACUUGACGAUGAUGCACGAGUCAUUGCUUGCCGGUUUCCCUUCCCACACUGGACUCCAGACCAUGUCACUGGGGAGGGGAUAGACACAGUGUGGGCAUAUGACGCGAGCACGUUUAGAGGCCGUGAAAAGAGACCCUGAACAUCGAUGCAUUUCCAGCUGCCCAUUCAAGCAUAAACUUUACUGAGAGUGCUUUUCUGAAAUGUCUUAGUCUUCCCCGAUCCUGUAGAGACUUAUAGCUGUGUCCUUAGAAAGGAGCGUAAUUGUCUUUGGUUUGGCAUGAGAAAUUACCAUUAGUUUCCUUAACUGUUGGAGGAAACAAACAAGAAAAACAGGUAGAUUUAAAAUCUGCUUUUGAUGCUAUUUUCUUAAAAAAUGUACUUACUGCCUUUUCAUGCACCUGGAUGCAUGAAAAGAUGAAUAAGUGAUGGUCAUGGUUAUGGGCAGGAAAGAUGCCAACAGCUCUUCACAUCAUAAAAAGUAUGGCUUAAUGCCUCAAUAAGGACAAAUGAUUUUUAAAGACAGUGCAGACGUUCUUCGCCGAGAGUAGUCAGGGUUUCCUGCUUCAACAGUGCUUAGACGGAACCCGGCACUCGACCCCAUCCCUGCUGGCCGCCCAUAGCCAGCCCUCCCUCACUUCCUCACCGCACCCUGGGACCGCCCGAAGGCCCCUGCCGCCGCUCCAGCGCCGCCGCCUGUCCUUAGCCUCCGCCAUGACGACUGUGUCCACCUCGCAGGUGCACCAGAACUACCACCAGGACUCAGAGGCCGCCGUCAACCGCCACGUCAACCUGUAACUCUAGGCUUCCUACGUUUACCUGUCCAUGUCUUACUACUUUGACUGCGAUGAUGUGGCUUUGAAGAACUUUGCCAAAUACUGUCUUCACCAAUCUCAUGAGGAAAGGGAACAUGCCGAGAAACUGAUGAAGCUGCAGAACCAAGGAGGUGGCCGAAUCUUCCUUCAGGAUGUCAAGAAACCAGACUAUGACGACUGAGAGAGCGGGCUGAAUAAAUGUGAAUCGGUCACUACUGGAACUGCACAAACUGGCCACUGACAAAAAUGACCCCCAUUUGUGUGACUUCAUUGAGACACAUUACCUGAAUGAGCAGGUGAAAGCCAUCAAAGAAUUGGGUGACCAUGUGACCAACUUGCGCAAGAUGGGAGCACCCGAAUCCGACUUGGCAGAGUAUCUCUUUGACAAGCACACCCUGGGAGACAGUGAUAAUGAAAGCUAAGCCUCAGGCUAAUUUCCCCGUAGCCAUGGGGUGACUUCCCUGGUCACCAAGGCAGUGCAUGCAUGUUGGGGUUUCCUUUACCUUUUCUAUAAGUUGUACCAAAACAUCCACUUAAAUUCUUUGAUUUGUACCAUUCCUUCAAAUAAAGAAAUUUGGUAC
Chlorocebus sabaeus (green monkey) is the source of this 1891-nucleotide messenger RNA. RefSeq names its product ATP synthase c subunit lysine N-methyltransferase (gene ATPSCKMT). Gene Ontology annotation, molecular function: protein-lysine N-methyltransferase activity. The record is from RefSeq and is a predicted model, not a curated record. Gene Ontology annotation, cellular component: mitochondrion. Lineage: Eukaryota; Metazoa; Chordata; Mammalia; Primates; Cercopithecidae. Gene Ontology annotation, biological process: peptidyl-lysine trimethylation; regulation of mitochondrial ATP synthesis coupled proton transport; positive regulation of proton-transporting ATP synthase activity, rotational mechanism.